AGGGCGCUGCGGGAGCCGCCCGGUUGCUGCUCGCUUCCUGCUGCCGCCCUGGCUCUCCCCUGCCAGGGGCGGGAGGAGGCGGCGGCCGCGGCGCGGAGCAGCGCUUGGGGAGGCCGCCGGGCAUGGAGCGGCGCCCGAGGCGCGCAGAUUUCUCUCUAAACUCAAGCAUUUGGAUGGAUUCAUAAAAGUGCGAAGCUUGGAUUUUUACACACAAUUAUUUUUGGAACUGGCAUGCUAUAAGCUGACUCUGCUUAUUAUCUAGUGAUCUAGCACUGGGUAUGAUGGCCCAGUCCAGGUCAAAUGGAUCUUACUAUGCCCUGACUGCUAUAGGGUUAGGAAUGCUUGUCCUUGGGAUCAUAAUGGCAGUCUGGAACCUGGUCCCAGGAUUUGGCCAUACUGAUAAGCCUCCCUCAUCUGCUGGAAAUAGUAGCAAUCCAGAGCAUAAUGAAGGAGGAAUAUUGAAGAGUAAGACCUUUUCGGUGGCUUAUGUAUUGGUUGGGGCUGGAGUGCUGCUGCUGUUGCUCUCCAUUUGUUUGAAUGUCCGGGACAGAAAGAAGAAAAGACAAAAUCAGGAUAUUGCUAGGAUCCAGCAAGGAACAUCUGCUGAACCUCGACAUCAGGAGGACAGUCAAGAAGAGGAUGAUGAGACACCGUCGCGAUACUAUGUUCCCAGUUAUGAGGAGGUUAUGAACGCGGGCUAUCCUGAGACGGGAGAAUUGGACAGAAACACCAGGAUCAGCAUGUCUCUGCCCUCUUAUGAAUCUCUAACUGGGAUUGAUGAAAAUACACCAACUACAACCACCACAUCGACGCUGUAUGUCGAUUCGAACAUACAGCGUCAGCCAAGCAGGCACAGCUCUCGCUUGAACAAACGACUGAAACCCCUGAAAGUUCGGAGAAUUAAGUCUGAUAAGCUGCACCUAAAGGAAUUCCGAAUAAACCUUCCAGACAGAAACAGUUCAGGUCAAAUAACAAUAGAACCAUUGACCCCUCCUCCCCAGUAUGAUGAGGUCCCAGAUAAAGCACCAGAUAGCAAGGAAGUGACCUAAAAUCUCUGGACUUUCCAGGGGAAAACACUACUAGAUACUUGAUCUGUGGGUACAAAUGCAGUCAAAUUCCCACAAGCUUCAAAAAGAUCAAGGAAAUGCCGGACUAUAUACCUCUUUUUCAGAAGGACAGAAUGAUGAUUCCAAGACAUGGCUUUUCAUAAAAUACCACUAAAAAUUAAACACUAGUGCAUCUGAUACUCUGAAAUAAAUGAUCUUUAUAAGUA
This is a messenger RNA of Mauremys mutica (yellowpond turtle), 1273 nucleotides long. It is a transcript of the gene TMEM51, whose product is annotated as transmembrane protein 51. NCBI's taxonomy places the organism in Eukaryota, Metazoa, Chordata, Testudines, Geoemydidae. The record is from RefSeq and is a predicted model, not a curated record.